This is a messenger RNA of Vitis riparia (riverbank grape), 1262 nucleotides long. Its product is annotated as isoeugenol synthase 1-like. Lineage: Eukaryota; Viridiplantae; Streptophyta; Magnoliopsida; Vitales; Vitaceae. Bases 73 to 1029 code for a protein of 318 amino acids. Gene Ontology annotation, molecular function: oxidoreductase activity. The record is from RefSeq and is a predicted model, not a curated record. The transcript has 5 exons.
AGCACUACCCUUUUGGCUUUUGUUGAUAGCAGUGAAGGAAGGAGGGGAAGAAGGUGAAGAAGGUGAGUAGUGAUGGUCUGUGAAAAGAGCAAGAUACUGGUAUUCGGGGCCACAGGGUAUCUGGGUAAAUACAUGGUGAAGGCAAGUGUGUCGAUGGGCCAUCCGACCUACGCCUACGUUCGCCCGGCUAACCCUGAUGCCAAGCCUUCCAAGCUACAGCAGCACCGGGAGUUGGAGUCCCUGGGAGUCACCAUCUUCCAAGGAGAAUUGGAUGAGCAUGAGACGAUGGUAGCAGCACUGAAGCAAGUGGAUGUUGUGAUAUCCACCUUGGCAGUUCCUCAACAUUUAGAACAGUUCAAAAUCAUAGAUGCCAUCAAAAAAGCUGGCAAUAUAAAGAGGUUUGUCCCAUCGGAGUUUGGCAAUGAAGUUGAUAGGGUUUCUGGGCUUCCACCUUUCCAAGCUCUUCUGGAAAACAAAAAGAAGGUAAGAAGAGCGACGGAGGCUGCCGGAAUCCCGUUCACUUAUGUCUCUGCAAACUCAUUCGCUGCAUAUUUUGUGGACUACUUACUCCACCCCCAUGAAAGAACCCAACAUGUUUCCAUUUACGGAAAUGGAGAUGCCAAAGCUGUAUUGAAUUUUGAGGAAGAUGUAGCAGCAUACACCAUAAGAGCUGCAGUAGAUCCAAGAGUAUGCAACAGAGUGAUAAUCUACAGGCCACCGGGAAAUAUUGUUUCUCAGCUUGAUUUGGUAUCUUCUUGGGAGAAAAAGACUGGAACUAAACUCCAAAGGACUCACAUUCCUGAGCAAGACAUAAUCGAGCUGUCUGAGAGCUUACCUUUCCCGGAAAACAUACCUGUGGCUAUCCUUCACAACAUAUUUAUCAAAGGUGAUCAAGUGAGCUUUGAGCUCACCGCCAACGACCUCGAGGCGUCGGCACUGUACCCAGACUACAAGUAUACUCCAGUUGAUAAGCUCCUGGAUUUAUGCUUGGUGAAUCCACCCAAGCCUAAGCGAGCAGCAUUUGCUUAAGUUUUAUGAUCCAAAACUAGUUAAUAUUAUUGUCUUUCGAGGUUGGAAAAUUCCUAAAAUUUAUGCAUAAGAUGCAGUAAGUUUCAAAUUCGAAUUAAAAUGAGCCUUUCGGUUGGAUUUUAGAGCCAAACCCACAACAAUUGGGUUGUGCUCAUUAGUCGAGGUUCAUAUAGUUGGAUAAUGAAAGCACUAUCAUAUUAAUGAAGUGGUCUCAUUUAGUUUGCAGUAUGAAA